ACAAUCUGAAAAUACCGAAUAACGAGGUGCCCUGAAUGCCUCAGUAUACUUACGGAACCACGUUAGGUGCUAUGUUAGCAUGUGAGCAUGACAGUUAGCACAGCAUCCUCGCUGGUACCGGUUCUGUGACCCCUCCUGCAAUCAUGGGAAUGUCCAGCUGGGUCUGAAGAGUCCUGGAGAGCAGGGUCAUGGCCCUGCAGCUGAUCCAGAGAUGUCCACUGCUCUGGCAGUCUUGGAUUCAACGUGUUGGACCCGUCUGCACCACCAGGCUCCUGAGUACAAACUGUGAACGUCAGCCUUUAUGUGUAGCCUGCCUGUGCACCUCAGCUGGCGGCUGCAUCCACAGACAGGGCUGCAAGAAGCUCCAGAUAAGAAGCCUGUCCACCAUUGUAAAGGAGCAGUCAUUCGUCGCCAGCAGCUCUGUAGGACUUCACAGAGAUUCGGGCCCUCGGUUCCGUCUGACCCAGCUGCACCGACCCACGGCUACAGAGGAGCAGGCUUUCCAACAGCGUCUAGGGAGCUGCUCCUCGUCCCGGCAGGUCUUCACGCUGCUGCGCACGGUGGAGAUCAUGUCUGACACCAUGGCUGCAGCAGCACUGCACCGUGUGGCCGACCUGGAGCAGGAGGGGAACUCUCUGAAGGAUCCCACGGUGCUGGAGAAGGACACCAUCAGAGCUCUGUGCUUCCAGCUGGAGCAGGACUCUGGGCGGCUGACGGAUGCUGGGCUUGUAUCGGCUCUCCUGGCUUGCACCCGCCUCUUCUUGGAUCCGUGGAGCACGCUGAUGGUGCGGCUGGUGUCUGAGAGUCAGGAGAGGUUGGACCGAGGGCAGAUGAGCGUAGGGCAGCUGUGUACUCUGGGCCAGGCGAUGCUGGCUCUGGAGGGUCCUGGUUGUGUGAUGCUGGAGCAGGUGAUGGAGCAAAUCCAGAAGCAGGAGCCCGCCCAGUGGAGCCUCGCAGAUCUCAUUGCCGCCUAUAGAUUUCUGCAAGGUGGCGUUUGUGAAGAUGGAAAACACCGGAACCUGCUGAACGCCAUGCACACCCACGCUGUGACAGUCACCUCCCGCAUGGAUCCUCCCGCUGUCGGUGGGGUGCUCAGUGCUCUCGUGACCCUGAACCAGACACAGGCCAUGCCGCUUGUGAUCAAUCUGUGUAAGCAGGCCGUACGUCAUGUACCUCACUUCACUGAUGAGGAGCUCACUGUUGUGCUCGGGGCCCUGAUGCAUUUUGGUCACAGCGAUCACUACUUUGUGGAGGCGAUGGAGAGGUACGUGCCCACGAUGGCCUUCACCUCCCACCCAGAGACAGUCACCAAGGUGAGUCAGUUCUUCGGCCGGAGGAACAUCCUGUCCCCGACCGUGUUCGACGCCAUCGCGGAGAGCUUUGUGUACCGAGCAGACGACUACAGCACCAGCCAGGUGGCCCGGCAGAUCAUGGCUCUCGGAAAGCUCGGCUACCUCCCUUCCAACGCCGGCGCGGUGUUCAGGAAGGUCGAAACCAUCCUGCGCACACGCUUUUCACACUUCCAGCCCCGAAUGCUGCUCAACCUGCUCCACUCCUGCACCCUGGUGGAGAGGUUCCCUGUUAAUUUUGUCUCCAAAGUUUUCAGCAGUUACUUCCUCCAGCAACUGCAAGAGCAGGGCACGGGAAUGGACCGGAUCGUCCUGGCACAGCUGACCCAGCUCUACAUGACUUUGAAGUUGGAGUGUCCUUUCUACGAGGGUCCCAGGCUCCUUCCCAAGUACCGCGUCAAGUCCUUCCUCAUGUCUGGACGCUCUCUGGAGACGCCGGUGGACUUGCAUCUGUACAACUCCGUGAAAAAUGGACUGGUGGAUUUGCUCGGGGCUCGUUCGUACUUUGGAUCCAAAGUUCUGACGCCGUACUGCUACACACUCGACGUGGAGGUAAAACUUGAUGAAGAGGGCUACGUGCUGCCCGCCAGUCACAUUGAUGAAGUAUACAAAAGGAUAGCGCUUUGUAUUGACGGACACAAGAGGUUCACUACAAACACAAGGCAGCUACUCGGAAAAGAGGCCAUCAAGCAGCGACAUCUGAGGCUUCUGGGAUAUGAAGUUGUUCAGAUUCCUUACUAUGAAUUUGAAAAACUGCGAAGCAAGACCAGUGUGGUGGAGUAUCUGCACCAAAAAAUCUUCCCUCACACGUACAGGCUGAGCUGGUGAUGAAACAAAUAAUUAUGCUGCGAAUGUGACUUUUGUCGUGCCCUUUCUUGCUUAAAGAAAUCAGUAUUUAUUUUUUCAAAUAAAUGUAAAUAAAAGUGAAUGUUUUUAAGUUA
Sebastes umbrosus (honeycomb rockfish) is the source of this 2290-nucleotide messenger RNA. RefSeq names its product FAST kinase domains 3 (gene fastkd3). Gene Ontology annotation, biological process: regulation of mitochondrial mRNA stability; mitochondrial RNA processing. Gene Ontology annotation, molecular function: RNA binding. The coding region runs from base 189 to 2177 and encodes 662 amino acids. Gene Ontology annotation, cellular component: mitochondrial matrix; ribonucleoprotein granule. Lineage: Eukaryota; Metazoa; Chordata; Actinopteri; Perciformes; Sebastidae. The record is from RefSeq and is a predicted model, not a curated record. The transcript is spliced from 7 exons.